Molecule: messenger RNA, 318 nt
Organism: Penicillium vulpinum
Lineage: Eukaryota; Fungi; Ascomycota; Eurotiomycetes; Eurotiales; Aspergillaceae
Exons: 2
Coding region: 1-318 (105 amino acids)
Source: RefSeq, a predicted model, not a curated record
AUGGUCAAUCACCCCCGUUCCAAAAUCGCCAAGCCCGAGCCCGAGCACGAGCACAAGGACGCGCGCGAGCAGGAUGACGAGCACGAACAGAAUGACGCCCCAGAAAUGAAAGAUCCUCUUCAGCCUGGUUCAUCUGACAUCGAUGAAAGAAUGACCCGGGAUUAUAAGGAUGUCAUUGAUAGUACCAACAUCCUCAAUGCCGAUCGUCUUCGUCACGCAAAGCCCCAGUCCACCACGGCCUACCACGAACCAACCGAGGAAGAAAUCGAUAUCUCUUGGCGGCCUGAUCCAUCAGGCGAUCCGCGGAGGACUUUCUAG